UCGUGGGGAGUUUUUAAGUAGAUCUGCAACCACCUCAAGUUUAACACAGAAAAGACUUGUUUAUAUGAUUCACUCAUUACAUAUACACUCUCGCUGGUCCCCACCUAGUGGAGCAACGAUGCUCGCGCAGAGAGGGGCACCGAAUGAAUUAGUGAACGAGUCAUUUUUGUGAACAAAUUCCAAAGAUUCGAUUAAUCAUCCAUUAAUUCAAAGAAAAGGUUUCCACUUCAAAGUCCUUUUUUGAUUUGUAUGGGUGGGCGUGGCCACAUACAUGUUGUAAGUUACAAAGAAGAGCCUGCUUGGAAACGUAGCUGUGACCGCCUGCCCUAAUGAAAAGAAAUCGGUCUGAAUUCUCGCGAUCAUAGUUCUGGCCACCGUUUAAUCAAACACAAUGCAAGUUAAUCCAAAACGCUCUUUCCGCCAGCCAAUCUUAGCCUUUAAGAGGCGGGGGAUAUAGAGCAACAUGUGCAAGAUGAUCUCCCAAUACACUGACUGACAGAGAACGGAGCGCAAGAAACUUUUCAGAAAGCACAGAUUAUCCUAAAGUGUUUGCAUCUAAAAUGGUAUCGAUUAAACGGUUGACAUCUCUGUUCUCUGUUUCUUGGGAGCAAACGCUCAUAUGUCUGGGCAGUUUGUUCGUUACACUCUUCAUUUUGCUGGUAGUUCGCCAGCUCCUAAAGCAGCGGAGACCCCGAGGGUUUCCCCCUGGACCGACACCUUUACCCAUGAUAGGGAAUAUUCUGUCCCUAGCCACAGAGCCUCACGUCUACAUGAAGAGGCAGAGUGAUAUCCACGGACAGAUUUUCAGUCUAGACCUGGGAGGAAUCUCGACUGUUAUUCUAAAUGGAUAUGAUGCCAUUAAAGAGUGCCUGUAUCACCAAAGUGAGGUUUUUGCAGACCGUCCAUCCCUCCCUUUAUUUCAGAAGAUGACAAAAAUGGGAGGCCUUCUGAACUGCAAAUACGGUCGAGGCUGGAUUGAACACAACAAACUGGCUGUGAACUGCUUCCGCUACUUUGGCGGCGGUCAGCGGAUGUUUGAGAGGAUUUCUGAGGAGUGCCUGUUUUUUCUCGAUGCCAUUGACCAGCAUCAGGGGAAGCCCUUUAACACUAAGCAUCUUGUGACCAAUGCUGUCUCCAACAUCACCAACCUCAUUAUCUUCGGGCAACGUUUCACCUACGAUGACAGCGAUUUUCAGCACAUGAUUGAGAUCUUCAGCGAGAAUGUGGAGCUGGCAGCCAGUGGCUGGGCUUUCCUGUACAACGCCUUCCCCUGGAUGGAGUACGUGCCCUUCGGGAAGCACCAAAAGCUCUUCCGCAACGCCAACGAGGUGUACGACUUCCUUCUGCAAAUAAUCAAGCGCUUCUCACAGGAUAGGGUACCCCAGUCGCCACAACAUUACAUUGAUGCCUACUUGGACGAAAUGGAGCAGAGCACCACCGAUAAAGCUACAUCUUUCUCUCAAGAUAAUCUCAUUUUCUCUGUUGGAGAACUCAUCAUUGCGGGCACAGAGACUACCACAAAUUGUCUGCGCUGGGCUAUGCUCUACAUGGCUCUGUAUCCCAGGAUACAAGAAAAGGUCCAAAUGGAGAUCGAUUGCGUCCUGAAUGGCAGACCACCUGCUCUUGAAGACAAGCAGAGGAUGCCGUAUGUGGAGGCAGUGCUGCAUGAAGUCCUGCGCUUUUGCAAUGUCGUCCCACUGGGCAUCUUCCGCGCUACGUCUCAAGAUGCGGUGGUGCGUGGCUACACUAUCCCCAGGGGCACCAUGGUCAUCACGAACUUGUACUCGGUGCAUUUUGAUGAGAAGUACUGGAGCGACCCAUCCAUCUUCUGCCCAGAGCGGUUCCUUGACUGUAAUGGCAAAUUUGUCCGGCAUGAAGCAUUUCUUCCUUUCUCCAUUGGUAAGCGGCACUGUCUGGGAGAGCAGUUGGCCAGGCUGGAGAUGUUCUUGUUCUUCACCACGUUGUUCCAGAGGUUCCAUCUUCAGUUCCCCGAAGGCUUUAUUCCAAGCCUCUCUCCGAAACUAGGCAUGACCCUUCAGCCUCGGCCGUACUCCAUAUGUGCCAUCAGGAGACAGCAGUAAACCUUGCCCUGUGAGCUCUGGAACACAUGCACUCACCUCAGAGGAUCUUACUAAGAAACGCAAACGGCAGAGCAGCUCCCCGUCUUAAAUUCCACCAGGUUUUCAGCGGGGAAUACUGACCUCUGAUAUUGAUUUGUUAAGAUUCUCAGAACCUGUCCUCUAUAGUUUCACAGAACCCAGCCUGAGAGUGAUAAGAGAACUGUUACAGAACACAUGCUCUGGAGAGCAAAGAAUGAGCACAUGUGUGUUACCAAAUGAGAAUGUACAUGAGGGUAUCAAGAUAAAUGUAGCAUGUAUCUUUCAUAACUUGAACCAAUAAGUGUACUGUGUAGCAAAGCGAACGUUGUGCUUGUCAAUAUGAGAAGAGCUGUUGUGUCAAUGAUUGACAGGGUUUACCUCUAUAAUGGUUUGGAGGUCUGUCUUUUCCAGCAUUCCUUGAAUUCCCUCAUUUCUGGAGUCAGGCAAGUGAGAGGAGAACAGCUGCCUUUCCCAGAAAGUUUUGGAAAUGCUUCAUGACUCACGUUGGUUUAAUGCCAUAUAUCAAUUCUGCAAUAACAGCCCUGUCCCUAGUUUAUCUCAAUGGAAAGAGAUUAUCGAGAAACUUGAACUGCAAUAUUUCUGUGAAAAAAAAAAGGUGCUUUCGUGAAAAGCUGGACUACAGUAUACAUUUUAUAGCUCAAUAUUAUUUUUACUUCACUUUUAACAAGUUUUUUUUGCAUGUUAUGAUAAAAAAAUGAAAAACCUGACAAAAAAAAUUGUAUAAAAUAAAGACAAAA
Molecule: messenger RNA, 2857 nt
Organism: Onychostoma macrolepis
Lineage: Eukaryota; Metazoa; Chordata; Actinopteri; Cypriniformes; Cyprinidae
Gene: cyp2r1
Product: vitamin D 25-hydroxylase
Exons: 5
Coding region: 561-2081 (506 amino acids)
Biological process (GO): xenobiotic metabolic process
Cellular component (GO): intracellular membrane-bounded organelle; cytoplasm
Molecular function (GO): iron ion binding; oxidoreductase activity, acting on paired donors, with incorporation or reduction of molecular oxygen, reduced flavin or flavoprotein as one donor, and incorporation of one atom of oxygen; heme binding
Source: RefSeq, a predicted model, not a curated record